Messenger RNA from Danio rerio (zebrafish), 1662 nucleotides. NCBI's taxonomy places the organism in Eukaryota, Metazoa, Chordata, Actinopteri, Cypriniformes, Danionidae. The record is from RefSeq and is marked validated.
AAAUAUUUGUUCGUCCAUGAUUCAGUUUCUUGGCUCAACAGAAAGCUCAUUAAAUAUAUUUGUUUUAACUUUUAUAGCAACUGUAAAAAGAAAAUUGUGUAGAGGCGGAGACCUGCGUCUGCUCGGACACUUCUGCUGUUGAGGAGCACCUUAUGUCACAACUGGACUGUUAAAGUGUCAACCAGGUGUAAUUAUGCAGGACUACGCAAACGCAGUGAAGGAGUUUGUAGAGGACCACUAUACAGGUGUCACAUUUGUCCUAAUUACAGGUGUCGGUCUGUUUGGAUUCAGGAGAUGGCUGGCCGGUGGAGUCUGCAGGAGCAAAGCCCGUCUGGAUGGAAAAACAGUUCUCAUUACCGGAGGCAACACUGGGAUCGGUAAAGAGACAGCGGUGGACAUGGCCAAGAGAGGUGCAAGGGUGAUCCUGGCCUGCAGAGACAUGAGUAGAGCACACAAAGCUGCAGAGGAGAUUAGGAAGAGGAGUGGAAAUGAGAAUGUGACUGUGAAAAUGCUGGAUCUGGCCUCUUUGCAGUCUGUCCGAGAUCUGGUCAAAGAUGUACAGCAGUCUGAACAAAGACUGGAUAUCCUCAUUAAUAAUGCUGGGGUAAUGAUGUGCCCAAAGUGGCAUACAGAUGAAGGUUUUGAGAUGCAGAUUGGAGUAAACCACUUGGGCCACUUCCUGCUUACAAACUUGCUUCUGGACCUGUUGAAGAAGUCAGCACCCAGUCGUAUUGUCAAUGUGGCUAGCGUGGCCCAUGAGAGAGGCAAGAUUAACUUUAAUGACAUAAACAUGGAUAAAGACUAUGAUCCAUACCAGAGCUAUUAUCGGAGUAAACUGGCUAAUGUUCUGUUUACCCGUGAACUAGCUAUCAAGCUAAGAGACACAGGAGUGACCACUUAUGCUCUCCAUCCUGGCGUAAUCCGUACUGAGCUUGGACGACACGUUUUCUCCAAUCUGUGGAGGAAGCUCAUAAUCCUUCCCUUUUAUUUCUUCUUCAAAAACCCUUGGCAGGGAGCUCAGACUACUAUCUACUGCGCAGUGGACGAGAGUCUAAAGCACAGCAGUGGUCUUUACUACAGUGAUUGUGCACCUAAAGAGACUGCUCCUCAGGGCAGGGAUGAUGUUGCGGCCCGCAGACUGUGGGAUCUCAGUGCUUCCAUGGUGGGCCUGGCUUAAGACAGCACCAAAUCACUCUCAUUUAAAAAAAAGAAAAGUGUCACCUUUUAAUGGCUAAUUUUCACAUUCCAAGUUUUCACACCAGCACUUAUUCUUACUUUAUAUAAAGUACAAAGAGCCGGGUUGAAUGUUUCAGCAUGCAGGAUGACGUAUCAGAGAAUUAACCAAAAUGCCUAUGCAAUAAAAUUGCAACUCGACGUGUGAAUGUAUACGUUAAAUAAUUAGUGAGAUUUUAUAUACUGCAAUGCUAUUAGUCAAUGCGUAGCUUUACAAAUUAGACAUUUGAUCUAACUUUUAAUUAAAAGUCAUUUGUGUUAUUUGAUACAGUGUAUCAAAAGAAGAAUUUUAGUGUAAAAUCAGGUUUUACAAAGUCUUUUUUUAAAUGCUCAAAUUAAUUUAAUUGCUAUUCUGUAUAAAAUGUGCCCCAAUUUUUACAAAAUGCUGUAGCAUGACAUCUGGAAUAAAAUUUUUAUUUUUAAUGCCAA